This is a messenger RNA of Oncorhynchus nerka (sockeye salmon), 790 nucleotides long. Its product is annotated as glycerol kinase-like. The record is from RefSeq and is a predicted model, not a curated record. The transcript has 3 exons. The coding region runs from base 166 to 567 and encodes 133 amino acids. Lineage: Eukaryota; Metazoa; Chordata; Actinopteri; Salmoniformes; Salmonidae.
AGACACGUUGACAUCAUGCACUCCGUAAACUCCGUAAAGGCAGACACAGCUGCUGCACAGUGCACACUCUCUAACAUUAACUUUUUUUUUUACCCAAAUACACAUACCCCCUGAGGACGGCGCAGUAUUGGAUUUCUGUGUUGUGUUCCCUCAGUGAAGCCGUCCAUGUCGGAGACCACGGCGCUGGGCGCCGCCAUGGCAGCAGGAGCAGCGGAGGGGGUGGGUGUCUGGAGUCUGACCCCUGGUAACCUCACAACCAUCCCCACUGACAAAUACAGACCCCUGAUCAAUCCUGAGGAGAGUGAGUUCCGGUACGCACGAUGGAAGAAGGCUGUCCAGCAGGCCAUGAAUUGGGAGACCACGGAGCCCAUCAUCAGCAAUGGGAACGGCCCGGUCGGCAAUGGGAACGGCCCGGUCGGCAAUGGGAACGGCCCGGUGGGCAAUGGGAACGGCCCGGUCAGCAAUGGGAACGGCCCGGUGGGCAAUGGGAACGGCCCGGUCAGCAAUGGGAACGGCCCGGUCAGCAAUGGGAACGGCCCGGUCAGCAAUGGGAACGGACACCACUAGUAGGAUCUGAGCCAACACUAGGAACCGUUGAGGAUACAUAUGGAGUUGAAGAGAGGGGGAACAUACAGAAUGUAACACCCGUCCCUCCAUUGGUCCACAUGGCACCGACAUCUGAUGGCUGUUUGGGCAUGCUGUGGACUUUCCUUUCCUCCUGAGAGCAUUCCUAGUGCACAUCCUGUUGCCUCCUGUACAUGUACUCAGCCCCGUUCUCUUAGUCCCAUGG